This is a messenger RNA of Syngnathus typhle (broad-nosed pipefish), 1920 nucleotides long. Its product is annotated as peptidyl-prolyl cis-trans isomerase FKBP8-like. The transcript has 8 exons. Gene Ontology annotation, molecular function: protein binding; peptidyl-prolyl cis-trans isomerase activity. NCBI's taxonomy places the organism in Eukaryota, Metazoa, Chordata, Actinopteri, Syngnathiformes, Syngnathidae. The coding region runs from base 91 to 1428 and encodes 445 amino acids. The record is from RefSeq and is a predicted model, not a curated record.
ACCACCGACUGACUGACCGACUUAGACCUGAGAAGAUCAUCCGAUUCUGGAGACUAGAGCAGAUGGUGUCCACCGCUCUCUGACGGGGAAAUGGAAUCACAUUGUUGUUGUGAGGACCACAAGGACCCUGCGGAGAGAGAGGUGAGAGACAAUACAUCUGAGCUCAGAUUUGAGGAAGGAAGGGAGGACCAACUGGGUAGACCCAAGAGGGAUGGAGAUGAGAGCCCUGCAGGAGACAUCACAUUGGAGAAUUUCAAGAGCACCGCUUGUCCAGAAGGAAGAGGAGCAGAGACUCGAUGGCAAAGACGUGGGCAAUUGAAGAAGACUAACAGUUGGAAGAUGGUGCGCUUCCAGGAACCAUCUUUAGAGGAGGACGUAGCAGAGAGGGACAGCUCGGCAGAGAGUCUUUUUCCGGAAUACGUUGUGGAGGAGUGGACCACUAUCUCCUUUGAGCAGCUGUUCCUCAAAGAAGACUGGCAGCACUUAACAGAUGACCGACUGGUGAGGAAGAAGGUUCUGGAGCCCGCCGGCCCCUCGGCCCCUCGGCCCAUCUGGGGCCAGCAGGUCACGGUGAAGAUGCAAGCCGUCUUGGAAGACCGCACCGUGGUGGAGAAGGACGCCAAGCUUUCGUUUAUUAUCGGCGAAGGCGACGUGAGCCAGGCGCUGGAGGAGUGCGUCCUAUCCAUGUGCAAGGGCGAAAUCGCAUUACUGCUGGCCGAUUCCCAGUACACGUACGGGCUACUGGGCAGAGAGCCCGACAUCCCCGCCUGCGCUGCCAUGCUCUACCAGCUGCAGCUGCUGGACGUCAGGGACAAAGCGAAUCUGCUAAAUUUGCCGCUAUCUGACCGCAUCCGUCUCGGCAACCACAAGCGGGAAAGAGGCAACUUCUAUUUCCAGAGGGACGAGUACGGCAAGGCGGCGCGAGCCUACUGCAUGGCGCUGGACGUGCUCACCACCUGCGGCCAGGAUGCCGUCGGCGGCGCCAAGGAGGAAGCGAAGGAGGAAGCGCAGGAAGUGCGCGACUACCGGGUCAAGUGUUUGAACAACCUGGCCACGGCACAGCUCAAACUGGAGAAGUGCAACGAGGCGCUCCAUGCCAGCCGCGACGUCCUGGCCCUCGACCCCGACAACGUCAAGGCCCUCUACAGGGCGGGGAAGAUCCUGUCCGACCUGGGUGACUACGCGGAGGCCAUGGAGCUGCUCAAGAAGGCCCUGAAGCUGGAGCCCGCCACCAAGGCUAUCCACGCUGAACUUUCCAAGCUGGUGAGGAGGCAGCCCGCAGCGGUGCUCUGCGACAACGGGGCCCCUUUUCUCCUCCUCCCCUCCAAGCAGACAACAUUGAACAUCUCGUGGAAGUUGAUCCUCGCGGCUCUGGCGGUGGCAUUGGCCAGCUUAGUGACGUCAGUCAUCCUCACUGUGAGAACUUGAGCGCCACCUCAUCGGCGGGCGACCCUCAUGUUCACUCCAGUUUACAGUGCGCCAUUGAGUACUACAUACUGUGGCCUAUCUCCAUUUUUAUCAUGAAGGUCACUAAUACAAAGACAAAAGGCUUGCCUGCUGCUCUUCAGAUGAAUACGAGUCAUCAGGGGUCUCAAACCCCAGUCCUCGGGGGCCGCAUUCCUCCAUGUUUCCCUUAUUAAACACACCUGAUUCAAAUGAUCAGUUCAUCCUCACGUUCUGUAGAAGCUUGAUAAUUUUAUCAGGAAUGCGGCCCCCGAGGACUAGAGUUUGAAACCCCUGGUCUAAAUCAAGGUUGAGUUCCAUUUUUUGUGGGGGUUUUUUUUGCAUUCCACAUUUUUUGCAUUCUGUAGUCAGAAGCAAGUUUGUACAUUGGGAGCGAUUCUUCUCGAAACAUUUGAAACCCUACUCCUAAUAUGAAUGCCCUACCUUUAUUUGUAACCCUGCUCCAAAAUAACUAUU